UUUCUCUAUGGGUCGUACUGUCAAAUUUUUACGGAUGUUUUUGUCGUUCUUGGUUUUUGACGUUUUUGUUGGAUUACAUUUCUUUGAUUCAUAAUAAUUUUAGUAUUAUUCAUAUCAUAAUAUUGUUCUGGGCCAAGUACUGGCUACCAUCAUUGUUUAAAAGCAAUGGAAUUAGCUGAACAACCUACUGAAAAAAGAACAAAAGUUUCAUGUAGUGAACCCAUUCAAGUUCUCAAAGAUGAAGAAGGGAGUUAUGAAAUAUGUAAGGUUAAAACAGAAAAUUUGGAAGUUGUCAAAGAAUUUAUCAAUAGUGUUGGAGAAGAAGUUGAAAGUGAUGUUGAUUUAGAUGAUUCAUCUGAACAAAGUGUUCUUCAUGCCUUUAAAACCGAGGGAUGCAGUGAGGAUAUAAGAAAUUAUCAGUUAAUUUCUGAAAAAGACAUCGAAGUGAAUAUUGUUGAAUCAAAGCAAGAAGCUUGUUACCUUUGUGAGUUUUCUUCUAAGAAAAAAUAUGAGCUCCAAAAACAUAUAGAGACUGUACAUUUCAACUUGAGGAAACACAAAUGUGAAUCAUGUGAUUAUGCCACAAAAUAUAAAUCUGAUCUGAAAAAACAUAUAAAUUCUGUACAUUUUAAUUUGAAGCCACAUAAAUGUCAUAUGUGUGAGUAUGCUUCAAAUAAUAAAACUUACGUUAAAAGACAUAUCGAUACAGUUCAUGGGAAUGUGAAAAAGCUAAAAUGUCAUUUGUGUGACUUUUCUGUCAAUGGAAAAUAUGAUCUUAAGAGACAUAUAAAUACUAUUCAUUUUAAUUCCAAGCCACAUAAAUGUGAUUUUUGUGAUUAUGCUCCAAAUUGCAGAUCCCAUCUCAAGGAACAUAUAGAUUCAGUUCAUUUGAAUUCUUACACACAUAAAUGCCAUUUAUGUGAUUUUGCCUCUAAUCGUUAUGCAAAAUUAGAAUCACAUAUAGAUUCUGUUCAUCUGAAUAUAAAGCAUUCGUGUCAUUGGUGUGAUUCUGCUUUUAAUCGGAAAAGUGAUCUAGAAGUACAUAUAAAUUCAGUGCAUUUAAAUUUAAAGAGGCACAAAUGUGAUUUCUGUGAUUAUGCUACAAAUCGUAAAUCCCAUCUCAAAGAGCAUAUAGACUCUGUUCAUUUGAAUAUUAAGUAUUUGUGUCACAUGUGUGAUUCUGCAUUCAAUCGAAAAAGUGAUCUUGAUGCACAUACAAAUGCUGUUCAUUUGAAUUUGAAGCAGCACAAAUGUGGUUUUUGUGAGUACGCUACGAAUAAAAGAUCUCAUCUCAAAGAACAUAUAAAUUCUGUCCAUUUCAAUUCAUAUACACAUAAAUGCCAUUUAUGUGAUUAUGGUUCUAAUCGUAAAGCUAAACUAGAAUCACAUAUAGAUACUGUUCAUCGAAAUAUGAAAAAUUUGUGAAAAAGCAUAUAUAAAUGAUGAACAUAUAAAAUCAGAAAUGAAUAUAUUUUUUGGAGAGUAGCCUUGAUUGAAAUAAUGAUAAACUCAUUUUUUUUAAUUAUCAAUAGUUAUUGUUAGUUCGAUUGUUAUUGAAUAGAAUGUUAUUUUAAUGUGCAAUUUUCAUUCUGAGAAAAAAGUCACUUGAAGACGUUUGGCAUGUGCUUAUCUUAAAAUGCCACAAAUACUUUGGAUGUCAUUGGUAACUUCUAACUUGAUAUAAAUAUAUAUAUAAUAUAAAUUAUAUUAUAAUAGAUUGUAAAUAUCAA
Harmonia axyridis is the source of this 1730-nucleotide messenger RNA. RefSeq names its product zinc finger X-chromosomal protein-like. Gene Ontology annotation, biological process: regulation of transcription by RNA polymerase II. Gene Ontology annotation, molecular function: RNA polymerase II transcription regulatory region sequence-specific DNA binding; DNA-binding transcription factor activity, RNA polymerase II-specific. The transcript has 2 exons. The record is from RefSeq and is a predicted model, not a curated record. The coding region runs from base 166 to 1425 and encodes 419 amino acids. NCBI's taxonomy places the organism in Eukaryota, Metazoa, Arthropoda, Insecta, Coleoptera, Coccinellidae.